Pseudocercospora fijiensis CIRAD86 is the source of this 570-nucleotide messenger RNA. RefSeq lists its product as uncharacterized. The record is from RefSeq and is a predicted model, not a curated record. The transcript has 6 exons. The coding region runs from base 1 to 570 and encodes 189 amino acids. NCBI's taxonomy places the organism in Eukaryota, Fungi, Ascomycota, Dothideomycetes, Mycosphaerellales, Mycosphaerellaceae.
AUGACGACGACGACACUACCUUUGCGUCCAUUGUCGGCCAGCGAUGCGAUCAAGCGCACAAGCACGGGGCAUAACUCUCCAGCUAGUCACAGGGCCAGAGCUACGACAAUCUCACUGACUCGGUCCGCAGCUCAUCAACUCAAAGCGGACAACCAUCGCCGGGCGCACGCGGAUGUCGCCACUCACAUUGCAUGUCAACAAACUUCCGAACGACAGCGUAGUGCUCUGGAGCCACUUGUAGUGCCAGCGAUGGCGUCUCUGAACGCGCACACAGUCGUGAAUCGGGUAGCGGUUUGGAGGCUCGAUGCAGCAGGGAGCACGCAUCAUCCUCGUGGAACCGGCAGCUGGACUGCUUCACUUGCGCGGCACUUCAAGAAUCCGGGUCAACUUGGAGUUACACGUGGCUGGAUCGGCCUCUUUCUCACAGAUGAUGUUGACUUUGGAUUCGAUCCGCGCUUGUGUCUAGACGACGCCAAUCAGACAGCGCUUACAGCUGCCGGGGGUAAACGGAUUACCGCGACGAAUCUCUCUACGCAAGAUGAUUUCGGGCGCUACAUACAAACGAUUUAA